Molecule: messenger RNA, 1306 nt
Organism: Olea europaea var. sylvestris
Lineage: Eukaryota; Viridiplantae; Streptophyta; Magnoliopsida; Lamiales; Oleaceae
Product: phytolongin Phyl1.1-like
Exons: 2
Coding region: 256-1077 (273 amino acids)
Cellular component (GO): membrane
Source: RefSeq, a predicted model, not a curated record
UCAAGGGUAAAAUUAUGACCUCGAACUUUGUCAACCAUCAAACGCCAAUCACCGGUACAGUAUCAAGUCAUCGUCACUGGAUCCUGUUGUUUCAGUCCAAAGAUCACCGCCCAAAUAGCCCAUAUCUCUAUCUCUGAGUUUAGUCGCUGUGGUGGGGAAGUCCCAGGUUGUAGAAAUCUGCAAUCAACUAAAUCUCGAAUUCCAGGAGCUGUAUUCAAUCUGUGAAUAUUGAGAUUGGUUUUGGCCUUUUUUCAUAUGGAUUCAACUCAAAAUAUUGUAUAUUAUUGCUGUGUACUGAAGGGGGAUCGAGUUUUGUACGCCUAUAAUGAUGCAGACCAUGAAAUUGAGAACUUGGCUGCAUUGUGCUUAGAGAUGACUCCUCCCUAUCACAGAUGGUAUUUUCAGACAAUGAAUAAGAAAACAUUUGGGUUCCUGAUGGAGGAUGGCUGUGUGUAUUUCGCUAUAGUGAAUGAGAGUCUUGGCAACCCGGGAUUUCUUCGGUUUUUAGAAAAUUUGAAGGAUGAAUUUAGAAAGGUGGCCAAAAGAAGUUCAAACAGGAGUAUGUCUAAUCUGAAUUCUGUGUGUCUACAAGAACAAUUGGUUCCGGCCAUAAAAAGUAUGGUUGCCUCAUUGGAGCAACUCUCAGUUACGGGUUCUGAGUGGCAGGCUGAGACUAGUGAGCUCUCUCCUUCGCCAGGUAACAAUGCCAAUGGUCCGAUAGAGACCCGUGCAUCUUCUACAAAAGCCCCUUUAUUGGGAAAGCUGAGCAAGCAAGAGAAAAAGCAAAUGAAGGAACAUGUAAUUGUUAUGAAACAUAUUGAAUUGGAGGAACAUCGGAAAUCUACAGAUAGAGUAAUGGUUGAUUCAGGAGCUAUAGAUUCUAACGACCAAGGUCCAUCAGUUUCUCCAGUCUCGUUGCAUAAGGAUAUUGGAUCGAUGAGAAGGUCGAGCUCUCAAAACUUCCAAAAAAAAUGGUGUCGCCAUGUGCGGAUUGUUCUUGCCAUUGAUGCUUUAGUGUGUCUUGUGUUAUUCUUAGUUUGGUUAGGUAUAUGCCAUGGUGUGAAGUGCAUUCGUUAGAGUUCCCUUUUGUUCGUCCCUGACUUUGAGCCUUAUCACCAUCUUGAACGGAAGCCAGAGUUUCCAAUUCAAGAUUACCAAGGCUUUGUUAUGCAAAUUUCAAAGCCUACCCGGGUACACAGGUGGACAUAUUGUGAUGCAUCAAGUGCUUUGUGUGUCUUAAAAGGUAUAACCUUCAAAUUUCGCGUUGUGGCUUCAUAAUUCAUCUUUUACAGUUAUUAUCUUUUUA